Messenger RNA from Colletotrichum navitas, 1221 nucleotides. RefSeq lists its product as uncharacterized. NCBI's taxonomy places the organism in Eukaryota, Fungi, Ascomycota, Sordariomycetes, Glomerellales, Glomerellaceae. The transcript has 4 exons. Bases 1 to 1221 code for a protein of 406 amino acids. The record is from RefSeq and is a predicted model, not a curated record.
AUGAAGUUGUCCAAGGGCAUUCCGAUGCGCCCGAGAGAGGCACGCGUCAUCUACCUGAGCUGCCUCACUUGCAUCCUUCUUCUCAUGAGAGCUCUCGGCUAUAGCGUGUGGCUGCACUCCGACGUUUACACGUCCCCCCCUGUUCGGAAGCGUCGCCGACACGCUCACGAACCCAAACGGCCCCAGCAAUGGCGCAAGUUCGUCGACGCAGAACGAGCCGCCUUCCCUCCUCCCGGCCCAACUAUCGAUGAGAAUCGUCGUCGACUAAUAGCCGGGAAUGCCAAGACGGCAGACAUACCGCUCGCCAUCGAGUUUCUCCAAUCCUUCAUGUGCCUCUGCACCGACUACAGGGAGAUCAACAUCCAUGUGAUCGUGUCCGACUUGUCUGAGCAUGAGCUCUUCUGCUCCGCGUUGGACGACCUGGCGCCUUGCAGGGAGAGGUUCAGCAUCUUCCCUGUGCCUCCGGGGAACUACCAGACGAUCAAGAAGCUGGCGGCGGCGGCGGCGCUUGAGUACGACUGGGCGCUGUGGGUCGACUCCGAGUCCAUCGUCGUGCAGCCGUUUAGCGCGCGCCGCGCGUUUGGCGUAUACGCCCGGGCUCCAACCGUGUGGCGGUCGAGGCUCGCGAACCGCGACUCGAUGCGGGCCAUCAUGAGGGACGCGGCGGGCGUGCUACGCCUGGCGGACGACACGUUCGGCCCGGACUUUUGGAACCUCGAGAGCCAGCAGUGGAUGGUUGAGAAGGCCGUCCUUGACGACCUCGUCUGGCACGUCGAGGCCGCCCACGGCCAGGAUUUCUGGGCCGUCUGGGCCGCGCAUGGCGGGCCCUUUGAGGUCAACCUGUACAACCUGCACGUCCACUCGAGGAAGCUCGAGACGACUGACCCCUUGUUUAGGAAAUACCGCGUCCUAGAGACGGAGAUGGAGAUGGGCAAGUACAGCGUGUUGGAAGCGAGUACGCAGCAAAUCAAGAACGACAUGUCGGGCACCGGGCUGCUGGAGAGAAGCUUCUACUUUCUCCGGAUGCCAGACAUAUCGCAGAGGCUCUCGAACAUGCUGCACGAUUACGGCAUAGACAUUUACCGGUUGGACACGGUCGAGGGCAUGGUGCCGGAGGAGAUUGAACGGUUCCUCCUCGACACGCCGGUCAACAUGCUGUGCUCGGCCGUGCCCCCGUUAUAUGAGUGGUGGAAGGAGAGGAACAUGACCAUCGGCCAGUGA